Piliocolobus tephrosceles (Ugandan red Colobus) is the source of this 5996-nucleotide messenger RNA. RefSeq names its product coiled-coil domain containing 171 (gene CCDC171). The coding region runs from base 422 to 4060 and encodes 1212 amino acids. The record is from RefSeq and is a predicted model, not a curated record. The transcript has 24 exons. NCBI's taxonomy places the organism in Eukaryota, Metazoa, Chordata, Mammalia, Primates, Cercopithecidae.
CGGGAGGCGGGAGGAAGAAGUGGGGCCAGGCUUGAGUUGGGUUGACCUGUGAAAGUCUAGGAAGGUCUGCGAGAGAAGCCCAGUGUUUUCAGCUCCGGAAGUGGCAGUUGUAAACUUCACCUCCCGGGGGCUCGUCCCCUCUUGUACCCCUUUGCUCUUUGUCCCCCUCCUCCCGGGUCCUAGAGUCCGUCGUGUUCCUACAGUUUUUGCUCUUAUCCCCGUGGGCUGCCUGAGCCUCCUUCUACCCCUGAGACUUCGAGCGGCUCUUGGGGUCUUGGGUGUGCAGCAUGGAUCACGCGAGCCCCUGAGACCUUAGAUCAUCUAACCUGUAAGCCACAGACAUCUUGGGCAAUUUUAAUCAUCAAGAAAGAAAUAUGUCAUUAAGAAACAGCGGGAUAUUUUGAAAGAGUUGGAAAACAUCAUGAAUUUGAAUACUUUAAGUAAUGGCACUGGUGAUAUCCAAAGGUUGAAGAAUGCCUCAUCAGAUGUAAAACAAAUACUUAAAACUGAAACAGAGUUGGAUAUUACUGCUGAUCUCAGGAAGAAACUCCAUCGGGCUAAAAAAGAAAAAUUAGAAAUAACAACCAAACACAAUGCAGAGCUGGCAAGCUAUGAGAGCCAGAUUGCCAAGCUACGGUCCGAGGUUGAAAAGGGAGAAGCAUUGCGACAAAGUCUGGAAUAUGACCUAGCUGUUGCUAGAAAGGAAGCUGGUCUUGGAAGACGGGCUGCUGAAGAAAGAUUAGCCGAGGCACAUAGGAUCCAAGAAAAGCUCUGUGCACAAAAUUCAGAACUUCAAGCAAAGACAAAUGAAAUUGAGGAAGCAUUUCAGACUUCUCAGCAAAAAUGGAAAGAAGAAUGCAGAAGGUUUGAACAUGAUUUGGAGGAAAGAGACAAUAUGAUCCAAAAUUGCAAUCGAGAAUAUGAUUUACUUAUGAAAGAAAAAAGCAGACUAGAGAAAACUCUACAGGAAGCAUUGGAAAAACAUCAACAGGAGAAGAAUGAGAUGGAGUCUCAUAUCAGGGAGACAGCAUUGGAGGAGUUUAGAUUACAAGAAGAACAAUGGGAAGCAGAAAGAAGAGAAUUACAAUUUAUAGUACAGGAGCAAGAUACUGCUGUGCAAAAUAUGCAUAAGAAAGUAGAAAAAUUAGAAACAGAACAUAUGGACUGCUCUGACCUUUUACGGCGACAAACAAGUGAACUUGAAUUUAGCACUCAACGAGAGGAACGCCUUAGAAAAGAAUUUGAGGCAACUACUCUUAGAGUGAGGAAAUUAGAAGAAAACAUUGAAGCAGAAAGAGCAGCGCAUUUGGAAUCAAAAUUUAAUUCUGAAAUUAUUCAGUUACGGAUUCGAGAUCUUGAAGGAGCUUUGCAAGUAGAAAAGGCCAGUCAAGCAGAAGCUGUUGCUGAUUUGGAAAUGAUCAAGAAUGAAUUCAAAGAAGUUGAAAGUGCAUAUGAGCGAGAAAAGCAUAAUGCACAAGAGAGCUUUGCAAAACUAAAUUUAUUAGAAAGAGAUUAUUUCUCCAAAAACAAGAAACUAAAUGAAGAGAUCGAGGAACAGAAGAAAGUAAUUAUAGACCUCUCAAAGAGACUCCAGUAUAAUGAAAAAAGUUGCAGUGAGUUACAGGAAGAACUAGUAAUGGCUAAGAAGCACCAGGCCUUCCUAGUAGAGACAUGUGAAAAUAACGUGAAAGAAUUGGAAUCGAUCUUGGACAGCUUUACUGUGUCGGGCCAGUGGACAUCAGGCAUCCACAAGGACAAAGAUAAACCUCCUAGCUUCUCUGUUGUCCUUGAGACGUUGAGGCGUACCUUGACAGAUUACCAGAACAAGCUGGAAGAUGCAUCUAAUGAGCUAAACAGCAUGAACGAUGCUAGGGAAAAGGCAUGUAAUGAACUUGAUUCUACGAAACAGAAGAUAGACUCUCACACUAAAAAUAUAAAGGAACUUCAGGAUAAACUGGCUGAUGUCAAUAAAGAGUUAAGCCAUUUACGCACUAAAUGUGCAGACCGAGAGGCUUUAAUAAGCACUUUAAAAGUGGAACUACAAAAUGUACUGCACUGUUGGGAGAAAGAAAAGGCUCAAGCAGCCCAGUCUGAAAGUGAACUGCAGAAGCUUUCCCAGGCUUUCCAUAAGGAUGCUGAGGAGAAGCUAACCUUUCUUCACACCUUGUAUCAGCACUUGGUAGCAGGCUGUGUGCUCAUAAAACAACCAGAAGGCAUGCUGGAUAAAUUCUCUUGGUCUGAGCUUUGUGCAGUCUUACAGGAGAAUGUUGAUGCCCUGAUUGCAGACCUCAACAGGGCUAAUGAGAAGAUAAGCCAUCUAGAGUAUAUCUGUAAAAACAAGUCUGACACGAUGAGAGAGCUUCAGCAGACUCAGGAAGACACCUUUACCAAAGUGGCAGAACAGAUCAAAGCCCAAGAGAGCUGCUGGCACAAACAAAAGAAGGAACUAGAGCUGCAGUAUUCUGAACUCCUCCUGGAGGUGCAGAAGAGGGCACAGAAAUUUCAAGAAAUUGCUGAAAAAAAUAUGGAAAAAUUGAACCAUAUUGAGAAGUCGCAUGAACAGUUGGUUCUCGAAAAUUCGCACUUCAAAAAACUGUUAUCACAGACUCAAAGGGAACAGACAUCCUUGCUGGCAGCCUGUGCAUUGAUGGCUGGUGCCUUAUAUCCCCUCUAUAGCCGAUCAUGCGCCUUGUCUACACAGAGAGAUUUUCUCCAGGAGCAGGUCAACACCUUUGAGUUGUUCAAAUUGGAAAUUAGAACUCUAGCCCAGGCUUUGUCAACUGUAGAGGAAAAGAAGCAAGAAGAAGCCAAGAUGAAAAAGAAAACAUUCAAAGGAUUGAUACGUAUGUUUCGGAAAGUUGUUAUUGCAGUUUUGGCAGCAAACAGACUCAAGAUUUUGGGCCAAUCAUGUGCCUCUCUUUUUACCUGGAUGGAGAGUUUCAAAGAAGGCAUAGGCAUGUUAGUGUGCACAGGAGAGCCCAAAGACAAGCAUAAAUUUCCAAAACAUCAAAAGGAGCAGUUGCGUUGUUUACAAGCGCUCAAUUGGCUCACCAGUUCUGACCUUCUUGCUGCAAUAAUCAGUUCUAUGACUGAAUUACAAGAUGUCAUUGGUAAAACAGAUCCAAAUUCCAGAAUUUGUGGACAUUUACUCAUAGGUGCAGCCAAGAAUUCUUUUGCAAAACUCAUGGAUAAAAUUAGUCUGGUAAUGGAAUGUAUACCUCUGCACAGUAGCAGGAGUAUUACAUAUGUAGAAAAAGAUUCCCUGGUUCAGAGGCUGGCCCAUGGACUUCAUAAAGUAAACACACUGGCCCUGAAAUACGGUUUGCGUGGCCAUGUGCCCAUUAUGAAAAGCACAGCGUCGUUGCAGAAGCAAAUAUUUGGAUUUACACAAAGACUGCAUGCUGCGGAAGUGGAGCGCCGCUCACUACGCUUGGAGGUCACAGAAUUCAAACGAAGUGUAAAUGAAAUGAAAAAGGAGCUUGACAAAGCCCAGGGUCUGCAAAUGCAAUUAAAUGAAUUUAAGCAAUCUAAAUUGAUCACCCAUGAGAAGUUUGAAAGUGCAUGUGAAGAACUAAAUAAUGCAUUACUUCGGGAACAGCAGGCACAAAUGCUAUUGAAUGAACAGGCACAACAACUACAGGAAUUGAAUUAUAGACUUGAAUUGCACUCCAGUGAGGAAGCUGACAAAAACCAAACUCUUGGAGAAGCUGUUAAGAGUCUCUCCGAGGCAAAGAUGGAGCUGAGAAGAAAAGAUCAAUCUCUGCGUCAGCUCAAUAGACAUCUUACCCAGCUGGAGCAGGACAAGCGUCGACUAGAGGAGAACAUCCAUGAUGCAGAGAGUGCCCUCCGCAUGGCAGCCAAAGACAAAGAAUGUGUUGCAAAUCACAUGAGAGCAGUAGAAAAUACGCUUCACAAGGUCAGAGAUCAGAUCUCGCUGUCAUGGUCUGCGGCAAGUAGGAAUGACUUCACCCUGCAGCUACCCAAACUGCACCUGGAGACCUUUGCAAUGGAGGGGCUCAAGGGCGGGCCAGAGGUGGUAGCAUGCCAGGUUAGAGUCUAAAUAACAUUGUUUGCUACUGAGACAUAUAGAAAAAUAAAUUGCACUAACUAGAGAGAAAGAAAGCCUCAAAGUAUUGUGAAUAAUUUAAAGGAGAUGCAAAUAAAUGUUUCUUCAUUUUCUUCUAUCAUGUAACAAUAUACUUUACAAAAUAUUGUUUUUUUCUUUAAAGCCUAGAACUAGCCUAUUAAAAUAAUCCAGAAAAGUGUUUUUACCAAGGAAAAAUGUAUUUUAUGGCAAAGUACAGUAUUAAAAGAAAAUACUUUCCUAUCAGCAGAGGACAAUAAGACACUAGGCUGUUAUCUCUUUAAGCAAGUCUCAAUUUGUUGCUCUUAUUGUUUGAAAAUAAGUAACUUUAGAAAAAAAAAUAAUAAAUUACUUUAGAUGUAAACAUCAAGAGAUAUACCUGAAAUUUCUCAAUAUUAAUUCCAAAAUAUAUCCAACAUUUCUUAUGAAGUAAUUUAAUUUCAGCAAAACUUAAACUUACCUGUAUUUUCUAUUGAAGAGUAUUUUACCCUUUAAUAUUUAGUUUUAAUGAACAUUGUAAGAUGUGCAAACUGGGUCAUUUCGUUUAUAAAACUUAAAAUACCAAAUCAUAAGACCUCAAAUAACUUUAAAGUACAUUAAUCAACUUAUUUUUAGAAACAUUCAUUUUCAGAUGCUGUAGGUAUCCUUGUAUUUUAUGUCACUAUUGUAUUAAUGUUAUUGUGAUCAAUUUUUUCCUUAAGGUUGUUUUUCUUAAUCUGACAAAAUGAAAUUCAGUGUGUCCUGUUAAAGCCCAAAACCUUCAUUAAAAAGGAAAACUAUCAACAUUAUGUAAAUUAUAGGAAGCAUGAUAUUUCAAAAGAGACUGUCCUUGUCCAAUAGCACUCUAUUUUUUAGUGUAUUUAAAAGGAGAAAUGUCUCUUAAAACUUAGUGUGCCUUUCACAUGUUGAGAUUUAAAAUAAUCUUUUUCAUUCUUUAGUUUAUGACCUUGUGGAAUUUUAAUUUUAUAGAAAAUUAGUGUCAGUUUGUGUGGAGCAGUGUUAAUUUUUUAUAUGCUCCAUAUCCUAAUUUAAUUUGUUAUUAGUACCAAAUUAAUGCUCUACAAGGAAAAAAAUAAUCAUUGCUUCUUUCAUUAGAUUGUCCAAUAUAUCUAAAAUAUAUAUAAUUAUAAAACUAAGCAUAAAAUAUUUUUAUUUUCUGUUAUGAGUAGAAUGCUGUACUGUUAUUUAAGAUGAGAUUUAAAAUGUGUAUUUUAAAUUUGAUUAUCAGUAUUUAUGAAUUCAUCAUAACUAUGAAUACAAUCUGAUUUGAGAUUUUUCUAGUGGUUGUAAAAUUAUCCUUUACUUGACUGUUUCGAUUGAGAAUCUCACAAGGCUUAGUAUUUGUCAUAAUUUACAAAUAAAGACUUCCUCAAAACUAGAUCUUGGUGGUUUGGAAAGAGACUGAUUCCCAAAAAUGCCCUUUUUGGUGGUUAUUAUAUCUGGGAACAGCAAGAAGGAAAUGUAGAGACCCAUAGUUUAAACUACUGUCUUUUCUAGGUUCUAAUAAAAAUAGUUACAUACAUUCCCACCUGGAUAAGUUCCAUUGACAUACUGUAAUAUAUAUCGUAGUUUAAUAGUAUAGUGUACAUCAUAGUUGGAAAAUUAGGAGACAUUAGUGAUAAUAAUAGUACCUACAAUUUCAGCGAACACUUAACUGUGUACCAGGUACCAUGUUUAACUCUUUAAAUAUAUCAUCUUAUUUAAUUCUCACAAUGAGCCUGUCAAAUAGAUGGCACUAUCUCCAUUUUACACUUAAAACAACCACCACCACCACAACAAACACAACAGGUAACUCCUCAGAUCAACAGCAAGGAAAAGGCAGAGCCAAGAGCUUGGAUUUAAGUCUAAUAGUAUUUGACUGCUAAGCUGAACUAAUAAAUCUGACACUAAAAAAUGUAGACACAUGUUAAAU